ACCGUCCAGAUAAUUCUCCGCUGCCUGUCUACAGAGAACCCUGCAUAGAUCACAUGACCACAUCAAUGAGGAUGGAGGAGGACCGGAGUCACAUGACUGAGAAGAUACUAAACCUCACCCUGGAGAUCAUCUACCUGCUGACGGAGAGAGUUUUCAUCUUGUGAAGUCAGGUGAUCAUAUGACCAUCACAGUGCCUCCAUGUGACUCCCUAAAACCUGAGAGACACGACAUGCAGAAGAUUCUAGAAGUCACCAAGAAGAUGAUGGAGCUGCUGACAGGAGAGGUUCCUAUAAGGUGUCAGGGUGUCACUGUCUAUUUCUCCAUGGAGGAGUGGGAGUAUUUAGAAGGACACAAGGAUCUCUACAAGGACGUCAUGAUGGACAAUCAGCCUGCCCCUCACAUCACCGGAUGGAUCCAGUCAUGGGAACCCACCAGAGAGAUGUCCCCGUCCUCUGUAUUCCCGGGAUUCCACACAGGAAGGUCACUCCAUCCCUCACCAUCAGCAGAGUGGAAACCUGAGAGACUCUAAAGCUGAUAUUAAAAAAGAGAUAAAAGAGGAGGAUGAUGAGGAUGGGGUGAUGGAGGAGUCAGAGUUUUUAAAUGUUCACAAAGAUCUGUACCAGGACACCAUGGUGGAGUCAUCCAGCUACAGGAACCAACCAGAGAGAUGUCCCCGUCCUCUGUAUUCUCUGGAUUCCACACAGGAAGGUCACACCAUCCCUCACCAUCAUCAGAGAGAAAACCCUGGGGAUUAUAAUAUUGUUGUUAAAGAAGAGUUUAAGGAAGAGGAUGAGCAUUAUGGUGUGAUGAAGGAGCUUUCAAAAGCGUACAAGGACGUAGAUGGAUCCAGUAAUGGGAACCCACCAGAGAGAUGUCCCCAUCCUCUGUAUUCCCGGGAUUCCACACAGGAAGGUCACACCAUCCCUCACCAUCAUCAGGGUGAAGAUCUGAUGAAGAUGAAAGUUGAGGGUGAAGUC
Staurois parvus is the source of this 977-nucleotide messenger RNA. The record is from the annotation of a GenBank genome assembly. NCBI's taxonomy places the organism in Eukaryota, Metazoa, Chordata, Amphibia, Anura, Ranidae.